AUUUCUCUUAGGCAUUUUAUGAAAAUUCUCUUACCCCGGACAUCCCUUACCCGACCCCCUCACAAAAUUUAGGGUUAGGACAUUUGUGGCUACAGUAGUACAUGGCUGACCGAAGCAAUUCAACGGCGAUUACGACGGCGACGACGACGACGGCGGUGAAGUCAAUAUGGGUGAAGCAAGCCGAGGAAGCGAAGCUGAAGAGCGAAGCGGAGAAAGACGCAGCCGGCCGCCGCAUCCGACAGCGACGAAGAUGAUGAGGAGUACGAGCAGAAGAGGCUCGCCGAGAAGCCGAUCGGUCCGGUUGACCCUACGAAAUGCACGGCCGCCGGCACCGGAAUCGCCGGCGGAACGGCGUGUGCUCCGUCGACGUUCACUGUUGUCACGAAGGACUCCGACGGUCGUAAGAUUCCCCAUGGUGGGGCCCAAGUUAAGGUUAGAGUUUCACCUGGUGUUGGAGUUGGAGGAUCGGAUUUGGAAGGGAUAGUAAAGGAUAUGAGUGAUGGGACGUACACAGUGAGUUAUAUUGUUCAGAAGAGAGGAAAUUAUAUGGUGAAUGUGGAAUGUAAUGGGAAGCCCAUCAUGGGUAGUCCUUUCCCUGUUUUCUUCAGCACAGGUAGUACUACUGGUGGAGUAUUGGGUGUAGCACCAUCAACCAAUUUUCCAAAUAUGGUCAACCAGAACAUGCCUAAUAUGCCAAACUAUUCUGGUUCUGUAUCUGGGGCUGUCCCAGGAUUGCUCGGGAUGAUACCAGGUAUUGUUCCUGGAGCUUCGGGAGGAGUAGUUUUACCUGGAAUUGGGGCAUCUCUUGGGGAAGUUUGUCGAGAAUACCUUUACGGACGGUGUGCAAAAACUGACUGCAAAUUCAAUCAUCCCCCUCACAAUCUUCUAAUGACUGCUCUAGCUGCGACUACCAGUAUGGGAACUCUUAGUCAAGUGCCCAUGGCACCUUCUGCGGCUGCAAUGGCUGCUGCUCAGGCAAUUGUUGCUGCUCAAGCUCUUCAAGCGCAUGCACAAGCUCAGUCUGCAAAAGAUUCCUCUGGAACAGGUGACCAAGAUGGAAAGGCCGAUUCCCUUAAAAGAACUCUGCAAGUCAGCAAUCUCAGCCCACUUCUGACAGUGGAUCAGUUGAAACAACUGUUUGGUUUCUAUGGUACAAUCGUUGAUUGUAGCAUUACUGAAUCCAAACAUUUUGCUUACAUUGAAUACUCAAAACCUGAAGAAGCAACUGCUGCUUUGGCGUUGAACAAUAUAGAAGUUGGUGGUCGCCCCUUAAAUGUUGAAAUGGCAAAGCAACUUCCUCCAAAGCCAGCUGUUUUAAAUUCAUCAAUGGGUUCAUCUUCUUUGCCCUUGAUGAUGCAGCAAGCAGUAGCAAUGCAGCAGAUGCAGUUUCAACAGGCCCUAUUAAUGCAGCAAGCUAUGACUGCGCAGCAAGCAGCUAAUCGAGCUGCAACCAUGAAGAGUGCCACUGAUUUGGCUGCCGCAAGAGCUGCAGAAAUAAGCAAGAAGUUGAAAGCUGAUGGUCUGCUUUCUGAUGAUAAGGAAACUGAUGACAAGGCCAAGUCACCAUCUGUCGACCGUGCUAGGUCAAGAUCCAGGUCACCAUCCAAAUCAAGAUCUAAGUCCAGAUCUCCAAUAAGUUAUAGGCGAAGACCAAGAUCCCGCUCUUUCUCUCCUCUGCCGCGGAGAUCAAGAGAUUAUAGAUCAAGGUCACCAGUAAGAUCCCGUCGUUAUUCAGGCAUUGAAGAUGAAAGGCGGUCAUAUAGGGAUGUUAGAUAUGCUAGUGACAGAGGAAGAAGGCGGGAUUCUGUUAGAUUCUAUGAUCGUCGUUCUCCUGUUUCAAGGAGAAACCGAAGUAGGAGCACAAGUCCUCGAACUAGAAAAUCUUACCGUGCUGAUUUAGGCUCACCAAAACGCCACCGAGAAAGUAGUCCAGUUCACAAGACAAGUAGAGCUUCUCGCCGUGAGUCAUUAUCUCCUGAACAUGGACGAAGAAGUAGGUCAUCCCCAAAAGAUGGUGAAAGAAAGUCAAAAUAUAGCAGGCGAUCGAGAUCAAAGUCUGCUGAAGGUAGGGACCAAUCUGAUGAUAAGCUUGAAGGAAGCAGGGAUGAAAAAGCCAAGCAGAAGGACCAGGGAAGGUCACCAUCACCACAGGUUGUUGAGGAUGCACAGAAGAAAAUGUCACCAGAAGUCCCAGAAGAAAGCAAGUCAAAGCAUGGAAGAACCUCCAGGUCCAGGUCUCCAGAAGAGAAGCAUCAUUCUAGCAGAAGCAGAGAAGAGAAAAGAAAGCAUCAUGCUAGAAGGCGCUCCAAGUCAAGGUCCAAAUCUCCUGAAGAGAAAGAUCAGGAAAGGUCAGCAUCACCACAGGUUGUUGAGGAUGCACAGAAGAAAAUGUCACCAGAAGUGCUGGAAGAAAGCAAGUCAAAGCAUGGAAGAACCUCCAGGUCCAGGUCUCCAGAAGAGAAGCAUCGUUCUGGCAGAAGCAGAGAAGAGAAAAGAAAGCACCAUGUUAGAAGGCGCUCCAAGUCAAGGUCCAAAUCUCCUGAAGAGAAAUAUCACUCAAGUAAUAAAUUAGAUAGAGGUAAAGGAGAUAAGCCAAAGCAUCGAAGUAGAAGGCAUUCAAAGUCAAGGUCCAGAUCUCCUGAAGAAAAACAUCGUUCAAGUGAUAAAUUGGAAAGGAGCAGAAAAGAGAAGUCAAAGAGUCGUAGUAAAAAGCGGUCCAGGUCAAGAUCUGUCGAUGAUAAGCAGCACAGCAGUAAACAGUCUACAAGGCGUUCCGAUGACCGACGAUCAAGACACAGGGGACGCUCUAGAUCAAAAUCUGCUGAAAGUAGGCAUGGAUCAGGUGAAGAUGAAACCAUAAAGGAUGAAGUGAGAGGUCAUAAGGGUCACCAGAAAAGUUCCAGGCGGCAUGACAGUAAUAAUGGAACAAGUGAAGCUAGCUUGAUUGGAGAAGAUCCUGCUAAGGGAAUGUGAACCAGCUACAGAUAGCUUCCAAUUCGAAGAGUUUCUGAAUCUAUGGGUUAUGGCUUGUGAUUGUUGAUCUUGUGAACAUUUUAUUUUAUCAUUGCAGAAAACAUGGAAGGUUUUGAGGAGGCAAGGUGCCUUGGAAGAACGUGACCGCAGGACACAGAUUCACUCCUUUUGAUGAGCAAGAUCUCUAAGUGAAUUAGUUGCAGUUUGUAUGACAAAUACGCAUAUUUUUGCUUCUUUUGCAGGUCUUUCAAUGGAACAUAUGCAGGAAGUGAAGUAGCAUUAGUUGAAAGAUUGAAUAUCAAGCUUGCUUCUGCACCAUCUUGGAUCAACUAUGCUGAGUUUCUUGUGAACUACUUUUUGAGCCUCAUGUAUGGUGAACUUUUACCUCUAUCAGUAGGUAGUAACUUCUUAAUUGUAUGCCUGUUUAAGGAUCUUAAUUACUCCUUAUCCUUUUAGUAAUCUCAGUACUGUGACGGAAGGUGUAUCAGAUGCCCUUUGUUGUGAGGGAAUUAUGCCUUCCACUUGAAAAAUUUGAUCGUCCUUGAGCUUUAUGACUUCAUAUGCUGUACUCUUAACUGAAGCGAAUUAUUGAUAAAGGGUUUGAAAAAGCGUUUCUUCUUAAGUA
Molecule: messenger RNA, 3598 nt
Organism: Nicotiana tabacum (common tobacco)
Lineage: Eukaryota; Viridiplantae; Streptophyta; Magnoliopsida; Solanales; Solanaceae
Source: RefSeq, a predicted model, not a curated record